GCUCGCAAACAAAUUGAAAAAACUUGGGGAGCAAGAGAAUAGACGGGCAUAGCCGGCUCGUCGCCAGCGUCGCCUCCCUCGCUUAUUUUCUUUCUUCUUCACUUUCUCACAGAGCAAAUUGGAAGACGAGAACCAAGCAAAACCCUAAACAUCGGCAGUAACAUUAGCUCCGCCGCUUUCAAUCCUUCGUCCUCUUUAGUUUUUACAAUUCAGCUUCUGCUGUAGCUGCAACGGCCCCACUCUUUUCACUGCAAAGCCCAACAUGGCUAAGAUACCCGAGUGUGCAACGGAUUCUGUUGAGGCAGUUGCAUUCAGUUUCCUGACCACUGAAGAAAUACAGAAGACUAGCUUUGUGAAGAUAACAAAUCCCAUAUUGCUUGAUGGUGUAGAACGGCCCGUGCGCGGUGGACUGUAUGAUCCUGCAUUAGGCCCAUCGGAUGACAGGACUCUUUGUGAAUCAUGUGGUCAGCCUUCAAAACAUUGUCCAGGUCAUUUUGGUCGUAUUGAGCUUGUUUCCCCAGUCUAUAACCCUUUGCUGUUCAAUGCACUUAGCAGUAUUCUGCAAAGAACUUGUUUCUCUUGCCAUUGCUUUCGGGCCAGCAGACAUGAGGUGGACAAAAUUUCAUCCCAAUUGGAGCUCAUUGUGAAAGGGGAUAUUGUUGGGGCCAAAAAAUUGGAUUCACCUGACCCAAGUGAAUCCACAUGUAUGUGUGAUGAUGACCGGAGACAGUGUCAUAGUGCUGAGCACCUGCAAGUGAAGUGGAACUCACAUCAAUUUAGUGAAGCAAUGUCUGUUCUAAACAAUUUUCUGAGACGGGGUAACAAGAAGUGUAAUAAUUGUGGGUUUUCUAAUCCGAAAAUUAGUAAACCAACCUUUGGGUGGUUUAAUGUGAAUGGUCUCUCAAGUGAAAAAGCUAGAGGAAAUGUCAUUAGGCAAUAUGCUGAUGAAAUUAUCAGUGAUGUUAUUCCUUCAGAAAAUGGUGAUAAUUCAGAUGAAGACAUGCCUCCAACUACUUCUACAGGGACUAUUAAUAGUGCUUCAAAAGGGUAUCAGAAAAAACGUGAGGAAUUGGCUCAUGCGUUUGCUAAGAAUAAGAAAUUUUCUGGGCCUUUGUUACCAUCAGAGGUUAAAGGUAUAUUGGAACUUUUGUGGAAAAACGAGCCUCAAUUCUGUUCUCGUAUUAGUGACAUUCAAGAUCUGGGAUUUGGAAAGAAAGCAGGUCAUUUGAUGUUCUUUCUAGAGACUAUUCUUGUUCCACCAACCAAAUUCCGACCCCCAACCAAAGGAGGCGAGUCUGUGAUGGAGCAUCCUCAAACUGUUUUGUUGACUAAGGUCCUACAGUCCAACAUUUCCUUAGGAAAUGCCUAUCUCAACAACUUAGAUCACCCAAUAAUUAUCAGGCGGUGGAUGGAUCUUCAGCAAUCUGUAAAUCUGCUAUUUGACAACAGAACUAUGUCUGGUCAAAAAGAUGUUGCUUCUGGAAUUUGUCAGUUGUUAGAGAAGAAGGAAGGCAUCUUCCGCCAGAAAAUGAUGGGAAAGAGGGUUAAUUUUGCAUGCCGCUCUGUCAUAUCACCAGAUCCUUAUUUAGCUGUCAAUGAAAUUGGAAUUCCUCCAUAUUUUGCCUUAAGAUUAACUUAUCCUGAGAGGGUUACACCCUGGAAUGUAGUCAAGUUAAGAGAGGCUAUACGUAAUGGCCCAGAAUCCCACCCAGGUGCCACACACUAUGCUGAUAAAACAUCCACUGUCAAGCUCACCCAAAAUGGGAAAGUUCUAUCCAUGACCUCAAGGAAGCUGUCAUCUUCAAGAGGGGUUAUCAUGCAACAUGGCAAGAUACAAGAUCAUGAAUUUGAAGGCAAAGUUGUGUAUCGUCAUUUGAAGGAUGGAGACAUUGUGCUUGUCAACCGACAGCCUACACUUCAUAAACCCAGUAUAAUGGCACAUGUAGUUCGAGUCUUAAAGGGGGAGAAAACAGUGCGAAUGCAUUAUGCAAACUGCAGUACUUACAAUGCUGAUUUUGAUGGUGAUGAGAUUAAUGUUCAUUUUCCACAAGAUGAAAUUUCCCGUGCUGAAGCCUAUAACAUUGUAAAUGCCAAUAAUCAAUAUGUCAAACCUACCAGUGGUGAUCCAAUAAGAGCCUUGAUUCAGGAUCAUAUUGUCAGUGCUGCACUUCUUACAAAGAAGGAUACUUUUUUAAGUUAUGAAGAGUUCAAUCAACUUCUAUACAUUUCUGGUGUAUCCACUGCUUGGCUAGGCUCUUUCAAUGGGAAGCCUGGUCAGAAAAUUUAUGUGUCAAAUUCUAUGACUCAAAUUUCACUACUUCCUCCAGCAAUAUGGAAGCCAGAGCCCCUAUGGACUGGAAAACAGGUUAUCAGUGCAUUGAUAUAUUAUAUUGCCAGAGGUCACACCCCAUUUACAGUUGAGAAAAGUGCAAAAAUCCCACGUGAUUUUUUCAAGACUCAAACUGGGGAGAGGAAAAAAGGCACAGGAGGAGGUAUAUCAAGAAAGAAUGAAGAGCCUGAUGAGGAUAAAUUGUUGAUAUAUAAAAAUGAUUUAGUCCGUGGUGUAGUUGACAAGGCUCAAUUUGGUGACUUCGGCAUGGUACAUACAGUGCAAGAACUUUAUGGCCCAGAUAUUGCUGGCAAUCUGCUUUCGUCAUUAAGUCGUUUAUUCACAGCCUUUUUACAGAUGCAUGGGUUCACUUGUGGAGUAGAUGAUCUUCUAGUAACUGAAGAAAAGGAUGGUGAAAGGAAGAAGCAACUUGAAAGCUGUGAGGAAAUUGGUGAAACUGUUCAUCGUGAAUUCAUUGAAGCCAUGGAUGGUGCUGAAAUGGACUCUUUCACACUUCAAUUAAAUAUUGAGAAAAAAAUACGUGAAAUUGGAGAAGCAGCCUUAACAUACUUGGAUAGGAAGAUGAUAAGCAGUCUUAACUCCAAAACAAGCUCUGGGGUGUUGAAGGUGCUUCUUUCUGAAGGAAUAUUGAAACCUUCCGGAAAGAAUUGUAUUUCUCUUAUGACUACAUCUGGAGCUAAAGGUAGCAUGGUUAAUUUCCAGCAAAUAUCUUCUCAUUUAGGUCAACAAGAGUUGGAAGGAAGACGAGUCCCUCGCAUGGUUUCUGGAAAGACCUUACCAUGUUUUCCUCCGUGGGAUUGCUCCUCUAGAGCAGGAGGGUUUAUUAUUGAUCGGUUUCUUACAGGUCUACGUCCACAAGAAUAUUACUUCCAUUGCAUGGCUGGUCGUGAAGGAUUAGUUGACACAGCAGUCAAAACAUCAAGGAGUGGAUACCUGCAAAGAUGCCUGAUAAAAAACCUCGAAUGCCUAAAAGUCUGUUAUGAUCAUUCUGUCCGCGAUGCUGAUGGGUCGAUUAUUCAGUUUCAUUAUGGAGAAGAUGGGGUGGAUGUCCAUCAAACUAGCUUUCUCACCAAAUUUGAAUCAUGGUUAACUAAUAAGGAAACGAUUUACAGCAAAUGUCACCGUGAGAUAGACAGAUCCAGUCCUUAUAUUAACAAGUUGCCCAAUGCUCUUAAAGAAAAAGCAGAAAACUUCAUUUGUGGCAUCUCUUCUAAGAAUAGAAUUUUUGGUUCAAUUAAUCGAGCAGAGUUCUUGAAGUUGAUGGAGCACAAGUAUGUCUCAAGUCUUGCACAGCCAGGAGAACCAGUUGGUGUGUUGGCUUCUCAAUCUGUGGGAGAACCGUCAACACAGAUGACUUUAAAUACAUUCCACCUUGCUGGUCGAGGUGAAAUGAAUGUGACUCUUGGAAUUCCGAGACUGCAAGAGAUCUUGAUGACUGCCUCACGUGAUAUCAAGACCCCAGUCAUGACAUGCCCCUUGAGACAGGGUAAAUCCAUGGACCAUGCCAUUCGCCUUGCUGAUAACCUAAAGAAAAUAACAGUAGCAGACAUAAUAGAGAGUAUGAAAGUGUCUGUUGUACCAUUAGCUGUUGAUGGUGGUGAUAUUUGCAGUAUAUAUAAGUUGGAGAUGAAGCUUUACAAGCCUAAACACUACCCAAAGUACGCUGAUAUAUUGCUUGAGGACUGGGAGGAAACUCUAGAAGUUGUCUUUGUUAGAGAGUUGGAGGAUGCUAUUGAAAAUCACUUGCUACUGCUCUCUAAGAUAAGUGGCAUAAAAAACUUCACGUCAGAUUCUUCAAAAAGUUUGGAGGAAGAUGAUUCUACCAAUGGUUCUAAAGACAAAAAAGAUCACAAUGAUGGUGAUGGUGGUGGUGACGAUGACGACGACGAUGGUGGGGAGGAUGCUGAAGAGGGUGAGGAUCUUGGUACUGAUGCACAGAAAAGAAAACGACAAGGUAGGGAUGAAAUUGAUUAUGAAGAUGGUGCUGGUGAAGAAACACAUGAAGGAGAGCAGUUGGAGGAAACAAUUGGAGAGGAUGAUAUUCAUGAUGAAAGUGAUAUUGAAGUCAAUGAGAAUGAUGUCACUCGAGUACUUGAAUCCAAGAACGGCAAGUCUAUUGAUGAAAAGCCUAAAAUGAAAUCUAAAAAUAUACUAAAAAAAGAAACCGACAGGGCAGUCUUUGUCAAAGCAAAAGGGAUGCAUUUCGAGGUCCAUUUUAGAUUUACCAAGGAACCUCAUAUUUUGUUGGCUCAGAUUGCUAGCAAAACAGCGAAGAAGGUUUGCAUCCAAAACUUUGGUAAGGUUGACCAAUGUAGAGCUAUUACGUGCAAGGAGAAUCAAGUAAUCUACUAUGGUAAAGAUCACAGGAAAAGGGAAGAUAUUCCAUCCUCAGUAAAGGAAAAAAUACCAGCACUUCAGACGACCGGUGUAGAUUUCGUAACAUUCUGGGAAUUGCAAGACCAACUUGAUGUUAGGUUCAUAUAUUCAAACAACGUCCAUGCGAUGCUAGAGACGUAUGGGGUGGAAGCUGCCAGAGAGACCAUCAUCAGGGAAAUAACAAAUGUUUUCAAAUCUUAUGGUAUAUCUGUAAAUAUUCGGCACUUAACCCUUAUUGCCGAUUAUAUGACGCAUGCGGGUGGCUAUCGUCCUAUGAGCAGAAUUGGGAGCAUAUCUGAGUCCGUAUCUCCUUUAAGCAAGAUGUCUUUCGAGACAGCAGCCAGAUUCAUAGUUGAAGCAGCCUAUCAUGGGGAGGUUGACUGCUUGGAGACGCCAUCUUCGAGAGUCUGUCUUGGGUUGCCAGUAAAGAUGGGUACUGGGAGUUUUGACUUGAUGCAUAAGCUCUAACUUGGUGCGGUCUUCACUAAAGUAUCAUUGCUGGUGUUCCUACAAAAUUUUGACCUUGCUGUAAUCUAUGGUUUGCAAGUUUUUUUUUUUUUUGAAAACAUUUUUUCGGUUGAGAAAGGCAGUUAAUGUAUUGAUAGAAGGUUCAGGCCAAAAAAUGUAUUGAUUGAUAGAUGUUUUGUCGCUGCCCUUACAGUUGAUUCGCAUAGAACCAGUGGUGAUCAUCUAUCCUGUUAUUUUCCCCCUUGUACCAAAGGAAAAGAGAAUAGUACAUUAUGAUAUUAUCAUUGUUUUGAUAA
Molecule: messenger RNA, 5490 nt
Organism: Prosopis cineraria
Lineage: Eukaryota; Viridiplantae; Streptophyta; Magnoliopsida; Fabales; Fabaceae
Product: DNA-directed RNA polymerase I subunit 1
Exons: 21
Coding region: 263-5194 (1643 amino acids)
Biological process (GO): DNA-templated transcription
Cellular component (GO): RNA polymerase I complex
Molecular function (GO): DNA-directed RNA polymerase activity; DNA binding
Source: RefSeq, a predicted model, not a curated record